Molecule: messenger RNA, 2829 nt
Organism: Penicillium verhagenii
Lineage: Eukaryota; Fungi; Ascomycota; Eurotiomycetes; Eurotiales; Aspergillaceae
Product: mismatch repair ATPase MSH2
Exons: 2
Coding region: 1-2829 (942 amino acids)
Biological process (GO): mitotic recombination; mismatch repair
Cellular component (GO): MutSalpha complex; nucleus
Molecular function (GO): ATP-dependent DNA damage sensor activity; ATP binding; mismatched DNA binding
Source: RefSeq, a predicted model, not a curated record
AUGGCCUCUCGACCUGACCUGAAGGUCGAUGACGAAGUUGGAUUCAUCCGCUUCUACAAAUCCAUCACAGACACAGACGACAAUGACACAAUCCGGAUAUUCGACCGCGGUGAAUGGUACUCUGCCCACGGCUCCAAUGCCGAGUUCAUCGCUCGCACCGUCUACAAAACCACUUCCGUGCUCCGCAACCUCGGCCGCAGCGAGACCAGCGGUCUACCCUCAGUCACCAUGACAGUAACCGUAUUCCGCAACUUUCUCCGUGAAGCCCUCCUACAACUCAACAAGCGCGUCGAAAUCUGGGUCUCUGGCGGCGUGGGCAAGGGUAAUUGGAAGCUAGCCAAGCAAGCCAGCCCGGGCAACCUGCAAGACGUGGAAGACGAACUGGGCAGCGUGGGCGCCCUAUCAAUGGAGUCCGCGCCUAUCAUCCUCGCCGUCAAGAUCUCCGCGCGAGCUGGCGAAGCUCGGAACGUGGGCGUUUGCUUCGCGGACGCAAGCGUGCGUGAGCUCGGCGUCAGCGAGUUCCUCGAUAACGACGUCUAUUCCAAUUUCGAGUCGCUGGUCAUUCAGCUCGGCGUGAAGGAGUGUCUCAUUACGCUGGACUCGACGCGGAAGGAUGUGGAACUCGGCAAGAUCCGGGCUAUUGCUGAUAGUUGCGGGAUUGCUAUUUCCGAACGGGCGGCGGCGGACUUUGGAGUUCGCGAUAUUGAGCAGGAUUUGACGCGGUUGUUGAGGGAUGAGAGAUCUGCGGGUACUUUGCCGCAGACGGAGUUGAAGCUUGCGAUGGGCUCGGCGGCGGCGCUGAUUAAAUAUCUGGGUGUUCUGACCGAUUCGACUAAUUUUGGUCAGUUCCAGCUGUAUCAGCAUGAUCUGUCGCAGUAUAUGAAGUUGGAUGCGUCUGCGCUGCGGGCGUUGAAUUUGAUGCCUGGCCCACGCGAUGGUGCCAAGAGUAUGAGUUUGUUUGGGUUGCUUAAUCAUUGUAAGACGCCGGUGGGAAGUCGUUUGCUGGCGCAGUGGUUGAAGCAGCCGCUUAUGGAUCUUGCUGCUAUUGAGCUCCGGCAGCAGCUGGUUGAGGCCUUUGUUGUCAACACGGAGCUGAGGCAGACUAUGCAAGAGGAACACUUGCGUGCUAUUCCUGAUCUGUAUCGCCUGGCCAAGCGUUUCCAGCGGAAGCAGGCCAACCUGGAGGAUGUUGUUCGAGUUUAUCAAGUGGCUAUUCGUUUGCCUGGAUUUGUUCAUGCAUUGGGAGAAGUCAUCGAUGAAGAUUACCAGACUCCAUUGGAGAAGGAAUAUACAUCUAAGCUGCGCAGUCAUUCUGAUAGCCUGGCUCGACUGGAGGAGAUGGUGGAAACUACUGUUGAUUUGGAUGCUCUUGAUAAUCACGAAUUCAUCAUCAAGCCCGAGUUUGACGACAGCCUAAGGAUUAUUCGCAAGAAGCUGGAUAAGAUGCGCAACGAAAUGGAUGAUGAGCACCGCCACGUUGCAAAGGACUUGAACCAAGAUAUGGAGAAGAAGCUUUUCUUGGAGAACCACCGAACUCAUGGUUGGUGCUUCCGUGUUACUCGUGCGGAGGCAGGCUGCAUUCGUAACAAGAAAGGAUACCAAGAAUGUUCUACGCAGAAGAACGGUGUUUACUUCACCACUACGACCAUGCAGGCCCUCCGCCGAGAGCAUGACCAAUUGUCAUCCAAUUACAACCGGACUCAAACUGGACUUGUCAGUGAAGUGGUUGCUGUCGCUGCGUCAUACUGCCCUGUCUUGGAGCAGCUUGCCGGCGUCUUGGCUCACCUUGAUGUUAUUGUGAGCUUUGCUCAUGCGUCCGUUCAUGCACCGGCUGGGUACGUCCGUCCAAAGAUGCAUCCUCGCGGCACAGGAAACACUGUCCUCAAGGAAGCCCGUCAUCCCUGUAUGGAGAUGCAAGAUGAUAUCUCUUUCAUUACGAACGACGUUUCCUUGAUCCGAGACGAAUCAUCCUUCCUUGUCAUUACCGGUCCCAACAUGGGCGGAAAAUCAACAUACAUUCGCCAAAUCGGUGUGAUCGCACUUAUGGCCCAGACUGGCUGCUUCGUGCCCUGCACAGAAGCCGAGCUGACAAUUUUCGACUGCAUUCUCGCCCGAGUGGGUGCCAGUGACUCCCAGCUCAAGGGCGUGUCCACAUUCAUGGCAGAGAUGCUCGAAACUGCCAACAUCCUGAAAUCAGCCACCUCGGAGUCGCUUAUCAUCAUCGACGAACUUGGCCGUGGAACAAGUACCUACGAUGGAUUCGGUCUGGCCUGGGCCAUUUCGGAGCACAUUGUCACCGAGAUCCGAUGCUUCGGUCUCUUUGCAACUCACUUCCACGAAUUGACCGCUCUGGCAGACCGAUACCCCAAAUCCGUGAAGAACCUGCACGUUGUCGCAUUCAUUGGAGACGGCACUGAAGCCGAAGCUGAUGCUGAAGAGGAGUCGAAGAAGAAGCGCCAAGUCACCCUGCUUUAUCGGGUGGAGCCAGGCAUUUGCGAUCAGUCUUUCGGUAUCCACGUUGCCGAGCUUGUACGUUUCCCCGAUAAGGUGGUCAACAUGGCUCGUCAAAAGGCCGAGGAACUGGAGGACUUUACCUCUGCGACUGCUGAGAAUGCAGAGCAGCAGUCAGCACCUGCACUUGAUAAGUACUCGCAGGAGGAGGUCGAGGAGGGCAAUGCUCUUCUGAAGGAUAUGCUGGUGAAGUGGAAAGCAGAGAUUGAAGGCAAGGAUCUGUCAUCGGAUCAGAAGCGGCAGAUUAUGCGCGAUCUGGUCAACGCCGAUGGCAAACUACAGGCAAACAAAGUGUUCCAGGGCAUUAAGGCUCUGUAG